CACAUUUUAUGUGUGUGGAAUGAAUUAAUUUAUAUGACUUCUGUAUUAGUAGAAAAGCAGUGACCAUACUGAUAGGAAGGUUUUUGAUCCAAGAUGUUUACUUGCUUCACAAGUAGCUGCAUGCUUGGAGUGUUUAUGCAAAUGAAUAUAUUUCUGUAUGUGGUGAUAGAAUGAAUGAAUUAAUAGAUCAUGAUGAGUGACAAAGUAUUAAGGCCCUGUUCUAGAAAGAUUUGAGGUACUCAAAAAAAGUGAGAUUUUUGUUUGUAAUAAUAAAAGCAUUAUUUCUCCAUUCCCAAAUUCAUUAUUUUUCCAUUACAUUUCCUUUCCAUUACAUUUCCAUACUCAAGAAGGGAAGGAGCCAAGAGAGAGAAACAUGAGAAUAUGUCUGAAGAAAAUCAAAAGGUUUUGGUGGGUUUUUUUUUUUUGUUUUGUUUUUUGUUUUUUUUUUUUUUUUUUUAGCUAGUUCUGGGAUUAUGGCUGAGAAGAGUUUAUUAAUUUUGUGCUUUAUAUUUAAGCUCUAUUUGAGGAAGAAUGACUUUUUUGGUAAAAACAUUUUACUCUUGUGAGCUGACCUAAAGUGCCGUGUAUUUGCUUUCUCCAUUACCACUGCUGCUACUGCUACUCCUGCUAAUAAUGCAUUUAUCUGCAUUAGAGAGAGCAUGGGAACCAAAUCAGAAAUCAAUUUUGUGUAAACUGUGUCGAGAGAGAACUAGGGGGAGAGCACACGAGCUCUCAAAUCCCUACUGUUUCCCAUCUGCAGGUCAGAAGGACGCAACAGGUGGAAGUAAGUUGGAAAAGGAAUUCAGGACAAGCAAAUGGGAAUGCAUUCAAGUGUUUGUCAGGUUCAACUCCAGCCAUGGCUUCCCGAUGGAGUUUGGUUCAGAUGCCAGCAUCCUCCAGCUGAAGGAGGCGGUUGCCCAGCGACAGGGAGUUCCAGCUGAUCAGCUGCGGGUGAUUUUUGCAGGGAGGGAGCUCAGCAAUGACUUGACACUGCAGAACUGUGACCUGGCCCAGCAGAGUAUCGUUCAUAUUGUUCAGGGUCCACAGAAGAACAGUCACAACAAGGAUGAGUCAGAAGACAACCGUGCUGGAGGUAUUCUGAAAGCCUUGGAAAGAGAACCUGAAAGUCUAACUCGUGUAGAUCUCAGCACCAACAUCCUCCCAUCACACUCUGCAGGGCUGGCUGUUAUUCUGGAUGCCACAAAAAGCAGCAUUUCUCUUCCCUUUGAAAAAUCAGGUGCAGCUAGUUACAACAGUUUUUAUGUUUUUUGCAAAAAUUUCUGCCAAGCUGUGAAACCUGGGAAACUGAGGGUCCGCUGCAGUGUGUGUAAACAAGGAACACUGACGUUGACAAGGGGUCCAUCUUGCUGGGAUGAUGUGCUGAUUUCCAACAGAAUAAGAGGUGUUUGCCAGUCCGAAAGGUGCAAUGGAAAUAUAGCGGAGUUUUACUUUAAAUGUGGAGCACACCCAACCACCGACAGUGAAACAUCUGUGGCUUUGAACCUCAUUACAACAAACAGUCGCUGUAUCACAUGUAUAACAUGCACAGAUAUUAGGAGUCCUGUGCUUGUGUUCCAGUGCGUGCAUCGCCAUGUCAUUUGCCUAGACUGUUUCCAUUUGUACUGUGUGACUAUGCUGAAUGACCGUCAGUUCAUCUAUGACCCGGAGCUUGGCUAUUCCCUCCCUUGCGUAGCUGGCUGUCCAGACUCCUUGAUUAAAGAGCUUCAUCACUUCAGGAUUCUGGGAGAAGAACAGUACAACCGCUAUCAGCGCUAUGGGGCUGAGGAGUGUGUGCUGCAGAUGGGAGGAGUGCUGUGUCCAACUCCCGGCUGUGGAGCGGGUUUGCUUCCUGAACCAGGAUUGAGGAAAAUUGUAUGCGAACCAGGCAACGGAAUAGGCUGUGGGUUUGUGUUCUGCCGUGAAUGUAAAGAAGAAUACCAUGAAGGGGAAUGCAGCUCUCUCCUCAGCACACAGGGAGCCAUGGCCCAGAAGGGGUACGUAGUUGAUGAACGUGCAGCCAUGCAAGCUCGAUGGGAAGAGGCAUCUAGAGAAACAAUCAAGAAGACAACCAAGCCAUGCCCCAGCUGCAAUAUUCCAGUAGAAAAAAAUGGUGGCUGCAUGCACAUGAAAUGUCCUCGCCCUCAGUGCAGAUUUGAGUGGUGCUGGAACUGUGGCCUGGAGUGGAACAGAACCUGCAUGGGAGAUCACUGGUUUGACUAGUGGUGCUGAGGCCAGCCUGCAUCGCUGCUAAAGUUUGUUUUCUUCAGGGCCAAAUUCUGAACUCCUUGCUUAAACAAAACUCCCUGUGGCUUCAGGGACACAGAGUUCAGAAGUUGCCCAGUUUGUUGGUUUUUGCUUUCUUGCAUAUGCAAUCAUAUCAAAAUCACACGCAAGUUAUGCCAAGGGUUUUAAAUCCACUAAGUAAAAAGAGUAAUUGUUCAUCAUGGUACAAAGAUAGGCAAAUUACACCUUUCUGAACUUGUGCAGUCUGUCAGCACAGAGAGCAGACAGGGUUACCAUGAGGAACUUUGCUUGACAUUUAUAGUCAGGAAUCCAUAAUGCUUGCAAGAGAGAGCAGCCUGCAUAUGCGCAUGUGAGUGCAUGAGUGUCAAGGGGGGGGUGGAGGAUGUUCCCCGCAUCAGCUGCUUUUUCUUUGACCACUCCUUUGCUCAUUCAGCACAGUUCUUGAUUUUGAGGCAGUAUUUCUUAACAGCUUUUUUUGGCAGAGGGAAGACUGCGGCUCUUCAGUGUUUUCUCAGGGUUCCUUCCUAAUAGGCUUUCUGUAGGGGUCUUGCUUUCACACCAGAUUCUCAUAGAAACAUCCAGCUUUAUGCAAUAUUUGUGCUUGUGUAUUUGUAACAUGCAACACAAAACCUGCCUAGGUACUCAUUACAGGCUUUGUUGCCAUUGGAAGAUUAGCUAAGGAUGCAGUUUCAGCUGUAACUGUGACUGCUGUUGCAGUGGUGACUGGAUAUGAUUAAGUGUUGUGCAAGCUAGGCUCACAGGGCUUCAUUUUUCUUGUGCUUACAGCAAUACUUAGGACGUGACAAGGGGAGGCAGGAGGAGACUUCUCAGGGGUUUUCUCUAACAUCAGUCUCCUAAAAUGAAUUAGAAUAUGAGUGUAUUUCUGAAAACACAUUCACAGCUCAAACAAUGUGGGGCAGAGAGACAUCUUUCAUUUUACAAUGUUAACACAGUAAGUAAAGCUUACUAACGCUUCUAAGCCUGAACAGUCUUACUGUUUGGUGUGCUUUACACUGCUGUCUUACUCUGAAAAGAAUGAGCACUGUCCUCAAACAACAUGCCAUGUAAGGAUUUGCACAAUUCAGUUUUGGAAAAAAACGCACAAUAAAUAAAGUGUUCAAAAUUUUAAA
Messenger RNA from Phalacrocorax carbo (great cormorant), 3374 nucleotides. NCBI's taxonomy places the organism in Eukaryota, Metazoa, Chordata, Aves, Suliformes, Phalacrocoracidae. The record is from RefSeq and is a predicted model, not a curated record.